This is a messenger RNA of Bursaphelenchus okinawaensis, 2786 nucleotides long. Lineage: Eukaryota; Metazoa; Nematoda; Chromadorea; Rhabditida; Aphelenchoididae. The record is from the annotation of a GenBank genome assembly.
AUGGACACGGCCGACCACUGUCAGACAGUCGUUUUCCAGCUGCCGAAUGAGUCCAUGAUUUACGAUCGGUUGGCUGAUCUCCAUGCCUUCUACAAGCCCAUCCACACAUACUUGUCCAUCGUGCUGUGCGCGUUGGGGGCGGUGUGCAACUUCUGUAAUAUCGUCGUGCUGACAAGGUAACCUUAUCGAUGAUGUUGCUUUAUUUAGAUGCAUAUACAGUGUAUAGUUGGUGGUGCAAAAGUAGAUAAAAUGUUUUUUUGGGGGUGGACUGAACGCAAUUUUGGUUUUUAGUGUUUUUUAGUUUAAAAGUAAGUAUAAUAUGUAAUUAUGUGAUUUUUUGGCAAGUUUUAUAACUUUCUAUGAAGUUUUUGACCAAUUGCUUUAGCUCUAAACUUUUCAACCAAAAAUUUUAUCUUUCGCCUUAUCAUUGCUACUUUCAGGCGACAGAUGAGGACCCCGGUGAACAUGAUCCUCACCGCGAUGGCUUGCUGCGACACGGUGGUCCUGUUCUCGAACCUCAUCUACACUACGCACUAUACGUUCGUGGCGUUCGCGAAUUGUCAUCCGCGACACUGGAGCUACGGUUGGGCACUGUUCCUAGUCUCCCACGCCCAUCUCUCACUCGUGGGACACACUUCCAGUGUUUGGUUGUCCGGUCAGUACCAUUCCCUCGUAGCAUUACUUUUUGUUUGUUUUAGUUAUGUUGGCUCUGAUUCGAUAUCUGACUCUCCGGAACCGAGGGAGAAUGUCCGGCAUGCAGGUGAGUACGAAGUGGACGGUGCAAUCACAAAGUAUAGUACUAGUCUUUAGUACUUUAAGAUAAUUUAAGCAUUAGGUCAAAAAUUACAUAGAAAACAUAUGAGUAAGGUAAUAUGACAUCACUUUUGAUUUUAUUUUUAAUUUUUGGUCAAAAAGUCUAUAGAAUGUCUUUCGAAACUUAUUUUUAUUUACUUCCUUAAACCAUUAACAGUUACCUAGUACCUUUACAAAUGUCACUUCCUUCCUUAACAUACCGUUAUCACUCACCCAAUCAGAACCCAUUGUUUUCUGUUUGUAAAGAAAGUUUUUUCGAUUUCAAAAGAAUCCAAAAAUAUUUUGUGACCUUUGUGUUUACUGCACUGUAAAUACGGAGGGAUUUAUAUGUUAAGCAUCUUAAUGUGAGCUUUACUUUAAAGCCAAUUGUAACCCAUAAGGUUUCGUAUUAAGGAUUGUAGUUUACAACAUGGCAAGUGUAAUAUCCAAAGGUAUCGUACGUUUUGUGCUUCAGGGUUUGAAGAGUUUCGAAGCUGCAAAGUUUUGUAAGGUAAUAGGUAAUAUUAGGAGCACUGAAGGUAAUCAUCCUGUUUAAAACAAUAUUUUAGUAAUUAAAAAUUGAUUAUUUGUUAAAAAGCUAUUUGAAAUUGAAAAGACAACAAAAAUCACUGAAUUUGCAUAAAACAUUAUUUCCACGCACUUUUAAAGCAAAACAAUACCUAAUCUCAAUAUUUACAAACAAACUAACACAAUAUACACCUUCAGAUCGGCCUCAAACACUCGUACAUCUCGAUAGCAGCCGUCAUCUUCUUCGUCCUCAUCAUGAACUCUCCCAACUUCUUGACUUACAAGAUCAUAGAAAUGCCACUCAAGUACACAUGUACAAUAACAGAUCCAUCGGUAACAGCAGCCUUGGCCUACUUUCCAGAAGUCUCCGACCUAGCCUUGGAAACGAACUGCCUAGUCUUCCGGAUGGCCUUCUGGAUCUCUGGUACCAUCUUCAAGGUACUACCAUGCAUGUUACUCACUCUGUUUGUCUGGUUACUCACCAGGAUCCUGAACGAAGUCAAGGAAAACAGAGCCAGAUUGCUCAAGGGGUCAGUCAAAAACGGGAACUCAGUCCAGCCGAACGGCCUGAAUAGGAUACCUGAUGUUAGGAAGGAUUCUAAUCAGUCGUUGGCACCUCUGUCGAGGAAUAUCAGGUCGAAUUCAAUAAGGUAAGUUGCGAUGAGUGUUAAUCCUUGACUUUAAAGCUUAUAUUUUGUCAAAAUAUUUUUAAAAAUAUUUAUUUCGUUGUUUUUAAUGUAUAAUUUUUAAGUUUUUUGGGUAACAAUCAUUAAUUUCAGGGGAAAUCGAGCUAGCGGACGUGCUGAUCGAACGACGCGGAUGCUAUUGGCGAUUGUAUGUGUGUUUUUGGUGACAGAACUGCCUCAGGGUAUAAUGGCGGUGCUAAUAGGACUGUUGUCUCAGGAAUUCCGAAAGAAUGUCUACAACAAUGUCGGCGACAUCCUCGACCUGUUGUCGCUGUGUGAGGCGUGUACCUCGUUUAUCAUUUACUGUUCUAUGAGUGGGCAGUUUAGGAAUGUGAGUUUGUCAUGUUAUGUUAGUGAUUUUCUUUUCAAAUUUCAAUUUUUUUUUGAAAUUUUUGAUUUUUUUUAAAUUUAAAAAUUUGAAUUUUGAAUUUGUAGGAAUUCCGCCGAGUGUUCAUCCCAGCCCAAGUGAGUUGCUGGUGGUCGCCUCAGACGGCGCGUCGCUAUUCAGAUGCUUUGUUCUCCAAAACCGGCAACCAGUUUUUGCAGGUAGAUCAGGGUAACGCCACCGACCGGUCGAUAACCAUGUCGUUGGUGGAGAUGUCUAAGCACUCAGCACGACGACUUAGUGCUGACAAGAUGGAAGAGUCGCCGUCGUACUCGAGGGCGUCCUCAUCCGAACACCGACGGUCUACACAAUUCUCGGACCGAGAGCUGGUCCAGUCCAACGGACAGGAAAUGUCGUAUUUGCUCAGUCCAACGGAAAACGGGUCCUUCCAAUAG